AUGAUUCGGCAUCCACGCUCGGCCCAGCCUGACCCCAUAACCGUCGAAAUCGGCCAAGUACUUGCACCCCUGGCUGUCUUUCCAUGGGGACCGCUUGCAAUGCACUACUUGGGUGUUCCUAUUGUAAUAGGUGUUGCUAUGAUCGCCGUUCGUGAUGAGGACUAUCAGACAGCAUGCCAGAAGCUAAAGCACCUGGGAUUCUAUGAAAUAAUUCCUGACCGCACGAUUCUCCCCGAGAUAUUGGCAGCGAUCCCAGAUCCAGAUCAAGCAAUUGAAGAGGUUGCGAAGGAGUAUCAACGUCUGGAUAACUCAACUAUUACGUUCGAAUAUCCACCCAAUCACGACCUUUCUGGGAGUCUACAGUUGACUUUGGCCCCAAACUCCUUCACGAAUCUUCAGGUACCGGAUAUGACCGGCAACGUGCAGCAAGACCCUGUCUCUACCACGGGCUACGACAUCUACGGCAAUAUAUGUCACCCACUUGAAGAGGCGUUGGUUGAAAGUUACGUCAGGAGCGUUAUUGACGAUGAGAAUGAUCAGAAUGAGUUUUCUGGUUGGGGAGAUAGACUAAGCACCUGGGUGGCUAUGAUGUGUGGAUAUCUUGAGGUCAAUAACGAUAUCCUCGAUAGAUGCUCGGAUAAGCGAGCAGUAGAAUGGUUUAGUGUGACCUACGGUCGGAUACACGAGGAAAGGUUCGGUCCCUUGGAUAGACGUGUCUCAAAGCGACUAGGUUCCGGAAGGGAAAUGCCAGUGGAUAUGAGGGGCAACCUGUUGCCCACGUAA
Penicillium roqueforti is the source of this 783-nucleotide messenger RNA. RefSeq lists its product as uncharacterized. Bases 1 to 783 code for a protein of 260 amino acids. The transcript has 2 exons. Lineage: Eukaryota; Fungi; Ascomycota; Eurotiomycetes; Eurotiales; Aspergillaceae. The record is from RefSeq and is a predicted model, not a curated record.